CCUAUGAACCCCAGAGUGUGCCAGCUCUCCGCCAUAUUGACUGUUGUCUUGACUGGAGAAGAUAGGGAGCAUUUGUGAUCCUAGAAGAAUCGAAACUGUGCUUUUAAACAGCUAUAAACUGGUGCAAACUGGGCCAAAGGAUAUUUCUGAAACGCUUGUUAUGGCGAGGAAGAAAAGCAAGCAAGCAGCAGUUGGGAGUAAGGAGAUGGUGCCCGGACAGCAGAGCAUAUCGAAGAGCCCCGUCUCUCCCGGCGAUGCAGCUGGCGGGGGUGGCGGAGAUGCAGCGCUGGAUAGACUCGCCGCCAGGGCGAAUCAGCCCAUGCACACCUGCUGUCUCUUAUGUCACCGGGAGUUUAAGGACUGGGGGCCGAGCCCUGCUAACGGGCUACCCGGGGGCCAUGGUGCGAAGCUAGCCGACACUCCGGCUCUGUCUCAAGCCCUUUUUAGAGAGGUGCCGGGCCGGAAACUGGCAGACGCUGUGCCGUCGUUGGGCCAGUCUCUACUGGGAGAGGUUCCGCUCUGGAUCUGCCAGAGCUGUCGGAAGAGUGUGGAGGAAGAGGAGCGACGGAGCACCCAGGAGGCUCCUGCACCGGUUCCGUUGUCCCACUUGUCGUCGUGUAAGGCCCAGAGCUACGCUAACGGUUACCCAGAGCAGAGCUCUGUAGACUGGGACCCAUCUUCCUUCCUGUCGGCCCACAAGCUGUCUGGCCUCUGGAACUCUGCUCACAGUAAUGGAGGUGUCCACUGCAACCACAGUGCCACCUCGCACACACAGCAAGGAGCUGGAGGACCUGUGUGUCAUGAAAAGCGAGGGUCUCACGAGGCUCCUGGGAAAUCUGCUAAGACGUCCGGAGCCAAGGUGUGUCCGUACAGUCAUCCUUCCCAGAAUUCCAGCGUGUCGUCCCCUGGGAACCCCCUCUCUACCUCCGGGGACCUCUGUAAGACCGCCCCAAAGCACUUCAAGACCAUGUGCCGACGACCAACUCCGCCUGGCGAAGCCUUCCACCCCAACGACCACCACCAACACUCUGACCUGUCAGUCCCUCCCAACAGUCCCACUGGACUCUCCUCCUCGCAGCAUUCCUCACUACUGCCCCUCAAGCAGAGCUCUGGUGGGCAACACAGCCAUGUCACCUCCUCAUCCUCCUCCUCCUCCUCAUCCUCCUCUUCUCCCGGCCUGGUGGCUCACCCUCCCUUCACGCUGGUACCAAACAUCCACAGCCCCGUGGCAGGGGCCAAGUUGGGGGGCCCGGGGGGGCCCGAGUGUCCUACAGGGGCCCUCCAUAAACCCUCUGCCUGUAAGAACUCCCACAUUCCUGCUGUCAACAGCCAGCACAGCAAACUGGGCCCCUCCCUAAUCAGCUGCAACCACCCUUGCAACGGCCACAACGGAGGGGCGCCGCCCACUUCCCACGUGGGUCACAUGCCUCCCGGACAGCACCUUCCCGCCGGCGCCUGCAGGGACCAGGCGUGCAAAGGCCACAAACUGUCCAACGGGGUGGGGGGGCUAUGUCACCCCCCCUCUGAGAUGGAGGAGGGGGAGGAUGAAGACUCCAGCUCAGAGAGGAGUUCCUGCGCCUCCUCCUCAACCAACCAGAAGGACGGGAAGUACUGUGACUGCUGCUACUGCGAGUUCUUUGGCCACAACGCGCCCCCGGCAGCUCCGACCAGUCGUAACUACGCAGAGAUCCGUGAGAAACUCCGUUCCCGACUGACCCGACGCAAAGAGGAGUGUGUUCCCCAGAGGCAGGACUCGGACCCGGCCGUGUCCACCUCCAUCGACCACCGGGAUGUGGACGAGUUGCUGGACUUCAUCAACUCCUCGGAACACAAAUCGGCCAACAGCGCCAAGGCCGCCAAGCGCGCGCGCCACAAACAGAAGAAGAAGGAGAAGCAGGCCCACCAGGGGGGUGGUUAUAAUGAAGGAGCAGGAAGUGACCCUCCGUCCACCCCUCCAGAGCCAAAUGACGACCCAGACCACCCGGGCCAGGAUUGUCCUGAUGAGGGGGAUGUUGAUGGAGGACCGGAGGCCAGUCGACUGCUGGAGUGGCCUCAGCUGGAACUGGAGAGGGUCAACUCAUUUCUCACCUCUCGCCUGGAGGAGAUCAAAAACACCAUCAAGGACUCCAUCCGGGCUUCAUUCUCCAUGUAUGACCUCAACCUCGAUGUGAACGACUUCCCUAAAAAGGCUGCUACUCUGGAGGGGAACCAUCUUCUCUCCCACCUGAACGGCUCCUCCUGCUCCGACCUGCAGCAGAUUGACCUGGACCUGGCACCCCUCUCCCUGGGGACCUUCAAGAGCCACCUGGACCUGGUCAACGGCUGGGAGGAGGCCCAUCCCCGGGACAACUCUCAUAUUGGAGGACCCAUCGUCUCCCACUCGGGCCCUCCUAGUGCCACAGUACCGGAGGUGUCGGGACUAGGGCCGAAUGGGGCGUGUACUGGGCCGAAGGAUGUCCAGAGGCUCCACUCCACCCCCAGCCUCUCUAAGCUGAUCCGGGUGCGCUCCCCGGAGAGGUGCCCCUCUGCUGGGCCUGAGAGCAACCACAAGGCCCCUGCUUUGGCCCAGAACCCGGCCUCCUCCGCUACGGUUGCUAAGCCUAAGGAGGAGGCCCCGGCAGAACCCAAGAACACUACUACGCCCACUCCUGGAGCCGGGUCUAAUGCAGGAUCUGGCAAGCAGAAGAAGGGCAAGAAGCAGCAACAACGGCAGGACCAACUGCCCCCAGAGCAGAACCAGAACAAAUCCGGUUCCAAAGCGGCGGCCGAGCCUCAGAGAACUGGUUUCGCCGGUUCUGACACAGUGGGUUCUAACGGUUCUAAGUCUGGAUCCGGUUCCAAACCUCCGCCUAACUUAACUGACAGCCAGAGAACCGGGCCUCGGAGGCCAGAGGAAGCCCGGCCGGCCCGGCCACCAGCCACCAACGGGCCCGCGAGUGGCGCCCAGAGAGGGAGGGCAGAAGGCGGGAGGCCAGGGGAGGAGCCGGAGGCAAAAGGGCAUUCAGCCAGUCACAACCAAACCCAGCAGCAGCCCAAGGGAAAGAAUAAGAAGAACAGGAACAAGGGCGAGAAACCCAGUGGUAACAUCGAUGAUGUGUUCCUCCCUAAAGACGUAGACCCAAAAGAAAUGGAUGAGAUUGAUCGUGAGGUGGAAUAUUUCAAAAGGUUUUGCCUUGACUCUGCUAAACAGACCCGGCAGAAGGUGGCGGUAAACUGGUCCAACUUCACCUUAAAAAAGGUUUCUUCGAAUGCGGCCCAGUAACUGACAGUACCAUCCCCCCCCUCCCCCCAACAUAACUAUGUCCAUAGAUCCCAGAAUGGCCUGAGGCCGCCUACACCUCUUCCUCAUUACCAAGCCAAGGGACCCUGGUUCAUCAACCUUUUUCCUUUGUCAGGACUGCUGCUUUUGGCUCACAGCAGCCAGGGAUCAUUCACAAGGCUGACUCUUCAAGUCUUUUCUGUCUUUCACAAGAGAGAGAAGAGAGGUUCGAACCAACGUCCAUCUGUCUGUCAGAUCAGAUCUACAGCAGAGAUCUGAUCCUCUGUGUGCUUCUUCACUAUGUAGUAUGUAAACAGUUACCUUAUACAAUAAAGUGUUUUUAUUGCAACUGUGGCAGAUUUUAAACUUGUUAAAAACCUAUUGGAUUCUUAUCAGUUGGUUCUGUUUCCCAAAGGUACAGCUGUUCCACGGGCCAUGACUAUUUAGGAGGUUGUCCUCACUCUACUCCAACACACAACCCUUUGUGAAUCAGAAUCUGUGGAUGUAGGCACUGUUGUAGAUUAAUUGUCUCAAUUUACAGUGAUUUUUAAGACGUUUUGGAUUGAGGAUAGGCGUUAUGGAAUGGAGGACACGUGUUUUUAAAACUGUUUAAACACAAUACGCUGUCAUAGAUUCCACCAUCAUGUGUAGGUUUUUCACCAGUCAUGAUCUCCACCAUACUGCUGCUUUGAUUGUGCCACCCCUCAAAAUGACAUCACAGGCUGAAUGCUGCCCCCCCCCUCCACCCCCUGAAUAUGACAUCACAGGCUGAAUGCUGCCCCGCCCCAAAUAUGACACCACAAGCUGAAUGAUAUCCCCCCUGAAUGACAUCAAAGGCUGAAUGCUAUCCCCCUGAAUAUGACAUCACAGGCUGAACCAACACUGUUAAUUAUGUCAUCAUUACUUGGUGGCAGCUGGAAGUAUGCAUUUAAGGCUCUGGUCAGAAGCCCUACCCUUAUAAGGUAUUUUAAUAUCUUCAGUUCGGCAUUAAUAUAAACAUUAAUUUUUAUUUUUUAUUUUAUAUAUAUAUAUUUAUCCAAUGAUUGUGUUUAACACUUCAAUUCACAUCUUGACAAGAUGUGUUAAAUUAAAUAAAA
Messenger RNA from Esox lucius (northern pike), 4356 nucleotides. It is a transcript of the gene fam193b, whose product is annotated as family with sequence similarity 193 member B. Bases 161 to 3262 code for a protein of 1033 amino acids. NCBI's taxonomy places the organism in Eukaryota, Metazoa, Chordata, Actinopteri, Esociformes, Esocidae. The record is from RefSeq and is a predicted model, not a curated record. The transcript has 11 exons. Gene Ontology annotation, cellular component: cytoplasm; nucleus.